This is a messenger RNA of Rotaria socialis, 426 nucleotides long. The record is from the annotation of a GenBank genome assembly. NCBI's taxonomy places the organism in Eukaryota, Metazoa, Rotifera, Eurotatoria, Philodinida, Philodinidae.
AUGGCAUUAGAUCGAGCAGUUAAAGGCAAAAUAAAUUUAAAACGAGAUCCUGAACAAGAACAAGCAGUACGAGAAUGGAUUGAAUCUAUUAUAGGCGAAAAAUUUCCAACGGAUGAUUAUGAAGAAGCUCUUCAUGAUGGGAUUAUUCUUUGCAAAUUAAUGAAUAAACUCAAACCUAAUUCAAUAUCAAAAAUUCACGCAACCGGUGGUCCAAUGAAAUUACGUGAAAAUGUUGCUUUUUUUCAAAAUGCUGCACGUGAUUACGGUGUUAAUCAAAGUGAAGUAUUUCAAACGGUUGAUUUAUUUGAUAAACAAAAUAUUCAGCAAGUUACGAUGUGCAUUUUUGCUUUGAAUCGUCUUGCUCAAAAGCAUAAUUUUAGUGGUCCCAAAUUAAAUUAUCAAACAAAAUUACCUACUUAUGACUAA